CCAUAGUCGAUUAUCUUGUACAUAGCAAGUUUUGAAUCAGAUAGUCUAGAAAAAUUUCUUUCAGUCUCAUUCAGCCCUUGAUCCCCUUUAGGCACUUCGUAAAAAAUUCUUUUGCAAAAUAAUGGAGAAAAUCUUUUCUGGAGUAUCCCGAUUCAAAACUUGUUAUGUGCAAGGUAAUCAACUAUAGAGAGUCCGAAUCUGCGAUCGGUUUUGGCUGAACACGCUUUUUAAAUUUCUCGAUUGAAUUUAUGUGUCUCUUGUUGUUACGUGUCUUCUCUUGCUAAUGAAAAUUGUAUUCGUGAAUGUAAACUAAAAAAUUAAAAUAAUGAAUUUUAAACGCGCUGCUGUAUUACUAAUCUUCGUAUUGUCUUUCACUAUUGUCCUUAAAUAAGUGUAAUGUUUAUACUUCUUCAAUCGUUUUUGGCAUUCGUAGCAGUUUUUUUUGGGACUUUUGUGGAAGUCCAUCGGAUCAUGUUGAAACACUUAAUGACUUGCAUUUUUAGUAUUAUUGUAUUGCUCAUGGGCCAGUUUCAUCAACAAUAAAGGGUUUAUUUCUACUAGUAUCAAUAAUCUAUUGGUGUUUAUUUAUGAUCUAUUUUGUUCCACCCAUACCACAAUCACAAUCCUAUCAUGAAUUUGCUGAUCAACGUUCGUUACAUCAUUUGAUCUCAGCAUCAUUUAUGCCAAAUAUUCCACAUGCACUUGAUGUUUUAUCAAAUAUACCCUUUUUAAUCAUUGGUGCAUAUGGUCUGUAUCUCUUGUUGUCACAUACAACAAUUGUAUUUUUCACAUCAUUUGAAAAAUUGGGUUGGUUAAUAUUUUUUCUAAGUAUUUGUUUCGUGUGCAUUGGUUCAUCCUAUUAUCAUUUAAGACCGUCAAAUGGUACAUUGGUAUGGGAUCGAUUACCAAUGACUGUUGGAUUCUCAUCACUUCUCGGUUUAUUAAUUGAUGAACGUAUCAGUCCAUUAUUAGGCAAAUGUCUUUUUCCAUUUUUGUUAAUUAUCGGUUUUGUAUCAUGUGCCUAUUGGUAUUAUAAAGAUGAUUUACGUCCAUACAUCUUGGUACAAUUUUAUCCGAUGAUUUAUAUCCCAAUUCUAUUAUUAAUAUCGUCGAAUAUAUACAGUCAUACAUCGUUUUAUAUUUACGCGUGUAUUCUAUACAGUAUGGCAAAAGUAAGUGAAGUUGCUGACAAACCGGUAUUUCGAUUGACAUUAAAAACAGUCAGCGGACAUACGUUAAAACAUUUAUUUGCUUCAUCAGCCAUUGCAGUCAUACUUUACAUGUUGAACGUUAGAGUUAUUUUAAAAGCUUAA
Didymodactylos carnosus is the source of this 1313-nucleotide messenger RNA. The record is from the annotation of a GenBank genome assembly. Lineage: Eukaryota; Metazoa; Rotifera; Eurotatoria; Philodinida; Philodinidae.